Molecule: messenger RNA, 1266 nt
Organism: Oryza sativa Japonica Group (Japanese rice)
Lineage: Eukaryota; Viridiplantae; Streptophyta; Magnoliopsida; Poales; Poaceae
Product: large ribosomal subunit protein uL10-like
Biological process (GO): ribosome biogenesis; ribosomal large subunit assembly; cytoplasmic translation
Cellular component (GO): cytosolic large ribosomal subunit
Molecular function (GO): structural constituent of ribosome; large ribosomal subunit rRNA binding
Source: RefSeq, a predicted model, not a curated record
UUCUUCUUCAUCUCCCUGUCUCUGUCUCUGUCUCUAACCUAAACCCACACCUCGCGCGCCGCCGCCUUGCUCUCCUCCUCCCCGACCCCGAGUCCUCUUCGUGUGAGCUCGCACUCGCAGUCGCAGCAAUGGCGAUCAAGCGGACCAAGGCGGAGAAGAAGGUGGCGUACGACAAGAAGCUGUGCCAGCUUCUGGACGAGUACACCAAGGUGCUCAUCGCCGUCGCCGACAACGUGGGAUCCAACCAGCUGCAGGAGAUCCGCAAGGGGCUCAGGGGCGACUCCAUCGUCCUCAUGGGGAAGAACACCCUCAUCCGCCGCUGCAUCAAGGUGCACGCCGACAACACCGGCAACAAGGACUUCCUCGAGCUCAUGCCCCUCCUCGUCGGUAACGUUGGUCUCAUCUUCACCAAGGGUGACCUCAAGGAGGUCCGCGAGGAGGUCGCCAAGUACAAGGUUGGAGCUCCUGCUCGUGUUGGUCUGGUUGCUCCUGUUGAUGUGGUUGUUCCCCCUGGAAACACUGGUCUCGAUCCCUCCCAGACUUCUUUCUUCCAGGUGCUUAACAUCCCCACCAAGAUUAACAAGGGUACUGUGGAAAUUAUCACCCCUGUAGAGCUCAUUAAGAAGGGUGACAAGGUUGGCUCCUCUGAGUCUGCCCUGCUUGCCAAGCUUGGUAUCCGCCCCUUCUCAUAUGGGCUGGUGAUCACCAAUGUGUACGACAGUGGGUCAGUCUUCAGCCCUGAGGUGCUCGACCUCACUGAAGAGGACCUGAUGGAGAAGUUUGCAUCUGGUGUUUCGAUGGUUGCCUCAGUGUCCCUGGCAAUCUCAUACCCAACUAUCGCAGCUGCGCCACACAUGUUCCUCAAUGGGUACAAGAAUGUGCUCGCUGUUGCUGUGGAGACCGAAUACUCAUACCCACAUGCUGACAAGAUCAAGGAGUAUUUGAAGGACCCCAGCAAGUUUGCUGUUGCUGCCCCUGUUGCUGCUGCUGACAGUGGCGCUGCUGCUGUAGCUUCUUCCAAGGAGGAAGAGAAGAAGGAAGAGCCCGAGGAAGAAUCUGACGGUGACCUGGGCAUGAGCCUCUUCGACUAAAGCCUCUGAUGCCAUAUCUUUGCCAAGUCGAAAGUUUUGUUUCAGUUCUAAACAUCAAAGUCUGUCUAUAAUCUUUAGCAUUUCAAGCUUCUGGUAGUCAAGAACUAUCUAGGCCUUAGCGUGUAUCCAACAAUGUUAUCUUUAUUAUGCAAUUCAAUUCAGUUGUGCCCGUAUU